Durio zibethinus is the source of this 2137-nucleotide messenger RNA. Its product is annotated as AMSH-like ubiquitin thioesterase 1. Gene Ontology annotation, molecular function: protein binding; K63-linked deubiquitinase activity; metal-dependent deubiquitinase activity. Gene Ontology annotation, cellular component: endosome; membrane. Gene Ontology annotation, biological process: protein K63-linked deubiquitination; protein K48-linked deubiquitination. The record is from RefSeq and is a predicted model, not a curated record. Lineage: Eukaryota; Viridiplantae; Streptophyta; Magnoliopsida; Malvales; Malvaceae.
AAGACCUAAGAUAUGAGUUCGACCCCAUGUCUUUAUAUUUUAUCCAAUGGACAAAUAGUAAAAAUGGUGUUACUCAGAAGUCGACAAGGGGUACUGAAACCUGCAGCCAAACAGUAUAAAAUGUUGUAAAAAUGUUCGAAAUAUGAGUUUCCAUAAUUGCCCUUGCCAGAUAGCCGAAUGACUUUUCUCCUUUGUACUCUGUCCCUUCCUCACCUGAUCCGCCGUUGACGACACGUCUCAAAGGUUCUGCAUCUCCGAAUUGAUUAGCUGAUUGGAAUCAGCCGAUCCGACGAACGUUAUUUUGCUAACCAGAGAAGAAAAGUAAGAGAAAAAGGGGAAGAAUUGAAGGAGAAGAAGGGAUGAGGUCUUCGACGGAGAGGAUAAACAUAGCGACGAGUGCGCAAAGACUCGAUGUUGAUAAUCGGAUCUCCCUUCGGUAUUACUACCGGAUCGCCGACAAUAUUCUCAAACAGGCUGACAUCUUUCGAGCUGAGAAGAAUAUUAUAGAUCUAUACAUCAUGCUUCUAAGGUUUUCAAGUUUGAUUUCUGAAACAAUACCAUGCCAUCGAGAUUAUGGAGUGUCUCUACAAAACCAAAAGUUCUACUUGAAAAAGAGACUACUGAAUGCCUUGAAUGAGCUAGAAGAUUUGAAGCCAGCAGUGCAACAAAAGAUUGGUGAAUUAAAUAGAAGAUAUACUUAUCAAAGUAAUUCAUUACAGCAACCUGCUAUGAAAAACCAAAGUUUCACUUAUUAUGGUGUGACAAAGUCAGUUAGACCAGCUGCACGAGAAUCUGGUAAUUAUGGCUCAAGACCUCAGCAAUUUUCAUAUUACAAACCAGUGGAGGAGCAAUUCAGGGGAAUGUCAUUAAAUCUGCUGUGUCCAAAGGAGGAAACCCUCUCCAAACAUUCUAUUUUGGGUCCUAAUGGGCUUUUUGGGCAGUGGCAGCCACCUAGGACUGAUAAAAGGGUACAAUAUCCAAGUGACAUUGACAUGACUCCAGUUGAAUUCCCAAGUUUGCCGCAGCCUAGAGAAAAUGGACUUCCAGGGAAGAAUAAUAAUAGCAACUCAGAACCUGAAGCAUCAAGCAUGGAAUCAACUCUUACUGUUGAUAAUUGUGAGAAUAGUCAAAAGUGUCCCGUGAAUGAACCUUGUGCGAUGAUUUCUUUUGAAGAAUCAGAAACCACCCCUGUUCAUAUAAAUAUUACCAGACAGCCAUCUCCUCCACCUGUACUUGCAGAAGUACAGGAUUUGAUUCAUGCUAUAUCUCCCCAGGUCACUGAGACAGAUUGUAGAAUAGAGAAUCCCUCUGCAGAUGGUCUUGUUCAUUCUGAAUCUCCUCUACAGUUGCACAUUGCAACAGCAAUGAUGGAAAGCUUCAUGAAGCUGGCUAAAUCAAAUACUGAUAAGAAUUUAGAAACUUGUGGUGUCCUGGCAGGUUCGCUUAAAAAUAGAAAGUUCUAUGUUACAGCUCUUAUUAUCCCAAAGCAGGAGUCAACAUCCGACUCGUGCCAAACGACAAAUGAGGAGGAAAUAUUUGAAGUACAGGAUAAGAAAUCUCUCUUCCCCCUGGGGUGGAUUCAUACGCAUCCUACGCAAUCAUGUUUCAUGUCAUCAAUUGAUCUUCAUACUCACUACUCAUAUCAGAUUAUGUUGCCAGAAGCCGUUGCAAUAGUAAUGGCGCCAAGAGAUACUUCCAGAAAACAUGGCAUUUUUCGAUUGACAACUCCCGGUGGCAUGUCUGUCAUCAGACAGUGCCAGCAACGGGGCUUUCAUCCUCACGAUCAACCUCCUGAUGGGGGCCCCAUUUACAAUUCCUGUACAGAUGUGUAUAUGAAUCCCAAUCUGAACUUUGAUGUCAUCGAUCUUCGAUGAUCACAAUCAUAGCAUCUAGAUGAACAUGUUUUGCUAAUGCAAUGCUUGAUUUUACCAUGCGCAUAUUGUUAACCAAAUUUGCAAUUAGAGUUGCACCAAGUAUAAAAGAUUCCUGCUUGUAUAAGGGGAAAGGGACUAUUGAAAAACAGACUGUAUGCUAAUACUAUUUGUAUGUUUAGGAAUUAUGGAACUAGAAACUUGAAUUUGAAAAAAAGAAAAAAAUAUCAGGAGGCUUUGGAUUCUAUUCUUUACGUAUUGAACAA